Molecule: messenger RNA, 175 nt
Organism: Chondrus crispus (carragheen)
Lineage: Eukaryota; Rhodophyta; Florideophyceae; Gigartinales; Gigartinaceae
Exons: 2
Coding region: 1-117 (38 amino acids)
Source: RefSeq, a predicted model, not a curated record
AUGUUCAUUUCGACGUUUAGUUCGCAAAGUAUGUGUGAAGUAUCGAUCAGUCCCUUACAGCGACUGUGCGUUAAUUUUGGUGUCUAUGUACAGCUGAAUUGUUUUAGGCUUCACUGAUUCUUGUCUGAGAAUUCUCUUUGCUCAGGACUUGCUUGUAAAAGGAAAAUUGUAGAAA